Messenger RNA from Brassica oleracea var. oleracea, 1101 nucleotides. RefSeq names its product F-box protein At1g59680-like. Lineage: Eukaryota; Viridiplantae; Streptophyta; Magnoliopsida; Brassicales; Brassicaceae. Gene Ontology annotation, molecular function: protein binding. The transcript has a single exon. The record is from RefSeq and is a predicted model, not a curated record. The coding region runs from base 1 to 1101 and encodes 366 amino acids.
AUGACGAUGAUCACUGAUCUUUCAUUGGAUUUGGUAGAGGAGAUACUCUCUAAGGUUCCGUUAACUUCUCUCAAAGCAGUAAAAUCCACUUGCAAAAGAUGGAACACUCUAUCCAAAGAUGAGAGCUUUACAAAGAAACACUCAGCCGAAGAAUUUCCGGCGUUCUUGAAUUUUGAUUAUUGUUGUUCUCAAAGAAGAUUCAGUGUCCACAGAAUCCAUUAUAACAUCGAAGACUUGCCAUGUAUAAAGGAGAUAGGUAAACUACAUAGUCCUAUCAAAUUACAUAUACUCCAUCAGUGUGACGGCUUAUUGUUAGGCCACGCUGAGGACAAGCUAGUGGUAUGGAACCCGUCUUUGGCGCAAACCAGAUGGAUUGAACUCAGAAAUAAGCGGAGCGUAUAUAAGCGGAGGGGUCUUGGUCGGUGUGCUAUUGGAUACGACAACAACAAGAACCAUAAAGUCUUGGUGCGUUUCUAUGAUGUGUAUGACAAUAAUAUAACUAAUGUCAAGCAUGAAAUAUACGAUUUUAAGUCUAGUUCAUGGAGGGGUCAUGAUAUCAUCAAUCCUAAACGGAUAAGGGAGAGAGGUGUGUCCGUGAAGGGAAAUAAUUACUUUGUUGUUGAGGGGAAAUUAUUAGGUUUCGAUUUUACUAAAGAGAGAUUUGGACCGUUUAUGGACCUACCAUUUGAAAGUAGUGAUGAUUUUGAGUAUGAUAGGAUUCCAUAUUCUUGUGUAAGAGGGGACCAGCUUGCGGUGCUAUUUCAAAGGCACCUAUGUGACUUGGUGAUAUGGAUUACAACUAAGAUUGAGCCUGAUGCAGUGUCGUGGAGCAAUUUCUUUAAAUUUGAUUUGAAACCUUUCCUUGGUUUCGACCAUGGGUUUAAAGUUCGCAGUUUCUUCAUUGACAAGGAGAAGAAAAUAGGAGUGGUUUGUGGUACUGAACUUAAAAGUCAUAUCAACGAGGAAAAAUGUUAUGUGGUUGGAGAGGAUGGAUGCUACCAAGCAAAAACGGGGAAGCAAUAUGUCUUCUCUUAUGUUCCAAGUUGGGUGCAGAUCCAAGUACCUUCAUCAUGUGGCAAAAGAAAAGGAAGAGAUUGUUAG